Molecule: messenger RNA, 1823 nt
Organism: Procambarus clarkii (red swamp crayfish)
Lineage: Eukaryota; Metazoa; Arthropoda; Malacostraca; Decapoda; Cambaridae
Product: proton-coupled folate transporter
Biological process (GO): transmembrane transport
Cellular component (GO): membrane
Molecular function (GO): transmembrane transporter activity
Source: RefSeq, a predicted model, not a curated record
AUGACAGUCGCUGACACAGGUCCUGGGGCUGACACAGGUCCUGGGGCUGACACAGGUCCUGGGGCUGACACAGGUCCUGGGGCUGACACAGGUCCUGGGGCUGACACAGGUCCUGGGGCUGACACAGGUCCUGGGGCUGACACAGAUCCUGGGGCUGACAGAGGGUGGGGCUGGCGAGUGAGGUUGUGGGCCAGCAAUGUGUCGGUGGAGCCGGUGUUGUUCGUCUGCAACCUGUGCUCUCAGAUAUCGUAUGUGUCCUCUCAGGACCUUAUGGUGGAAAAAGCCUGUAAGGUGAACUUCGGACUGAGUGAAGACGUCUGCGGGAGCCUGAAGGAACAUGAUGACUCUCAGAAAGCCGUCCAGGACUUGGUUUCCAGCUUCCUAAUGUACCGGUCCAUCUUCGAGACGGCUAUCCAGGUAGUGUGGGUGCUGGUGCUGGGGUCGUGGAGCGACCGGUGGGGCCGCCGCAUGCCCUUGAUGUUCUCACUGGCCUGCCUGCUCCUGGAGUCAGCAGUCUACCUAAUUAUAAGUCUCUGCCCUUCGUGUCGCAUGGAGGUGAUUCUCAUUGGGUCUCUGCCGUAUUCCCUCAGUGGUGGGACUCACGGCCUCCUCAUGCUCUGCUUCGCGCACCUCGCGGAUCUCUCCAAGCCACGUAGACGUACGACCCGCAUGGGGUUCCUGGACGCAGCCUACUACCUCGGGGCGCCCGUAGGAACGGCGUUAGUGGGUCCGCUCCUGGACGCUGGGGGCUACGUGGCGGCCUUCCCGGCUGUCAUCGCUAUCUACGGCGUCUGCAUCCUCUACGUCGCUGUCAGAAUACAUCGUCCACAACAAAGCACUUCACAGGAGCCGUCCGGAUGUGCGACAACGGUGCGCGAAGCCGGACGACUGUGCACGACGGCCUGCGACGUGGCGCAGCUCUACGAUGCUGUGCACGUCACCGUCCAGCCUCGUCCACAGCGCGCCACUGCGCACAUUCUUCUUCUCAUCCUGGCUAUGAUGUGCGACUCUCUGCCUAUCUGGGGUGAGGCCAACGUGAAAUACUUGUUCGUCCAGCGCGCCCUCGGCUGGGGCCACACCGAGUACAGUCGCUGGGGGACCUUCGCUUCCCUCUUCAGCGUGUGCGUGAUGGUGGCAGUGGUUCCGGUGCUGAGUGCUGUGGCGGGUGUGGCGGACGGCUGGAUAGGUGUCGUGGGCGGGAUCUCCAAGACCUGUGGCAGCGUAGUCUAUGGUCUGGUCACCUCAACUAGCCUCACCUGGCUGAUCUGGACAGGAGCGGCAGUGUCCGGGGGGAGGAACAUGGCGCCGGUCUCCAUCCGCUCUCUCUUGUCUAAGCUGGCGGGGCCUCGCGCCGUUGGUAAGGUGUACGCGGUAAUGGCCACAGCGGAGUCACUCCUGCCCUUCGCUGCUGCCCCACUCUACAACGCAGUCUACUCCGCUACCAACAGCACCAGACCCUCAUCGUUCAACUUCCUCUCAGCAGGAUUCAACUUUUGCCUCACCCUCAUACUGCUAGUAGUGACGGUGUCGAUGAAGAUGGUAUCAAGGAGAGGAGCUGCCGGUAAGACGCCAGCCUCCCCUGCUGCUGGAGAUGCAGUGGACUACGUCCCAACCUGAUGCAUCAAUAUAUAUAUAUAACACAACACAGUACAGUACUCAUGACGUUCAUGCCGCCAAGCUCCUGGACGAAAUCUACGAAGUACUGGUACUUCUCUUCAAGGAACUGAAUGUUCCAGUCCCCUCACCCCCACCAAAACCAGAAAGAACGCAAUCACUGUGUAUAACAUUAAACGAUUAAACAAUGUUGAAUAAGAUUAAAUAAG